Messenger RNA from Eupeodes corollae, 1044 nucleotides. RefSeq lists its product as uncharacterized. The record is from RefSeq and is a predicted model, not a curated record. Gene Ontology annotation, biological process: DNA repair; telomere maintenance. Gene Ontology annotation, molecular function: DNA helicase activity. The transcript is spliced from 3 exons. Bases 1 to 1044 code for a protein of 347 amino acids. NCBI's taxonomy places the organism in Eukaryota, Metazoa, Arthropoda, Insecta, Diptera, Syrphidae.
AUGCCUCCUAUAAGACGAAUUAAUUUAGACAGAAGAGCCCGAACUGCUACAAAACAAGCCAAUUACCGAUCUAAUCGUACUGCGCAAGAACGUGAAGACCAAAUUGAACGUGUGGUGCAACCCCUUGACCCCCUGACCCCUUCAACUAAUGAUCGCUCAAGGUUGAAUCGACCUGCUUUCAGUUACGAUGUGUUAAUUGACUACAAUAAUUACCAAUUUGUUGUUAUUGGUGUUAUGAACUCGGUUUGCACACAUUCAGCAAUUCGCUUACAAAAUAAAAUUGAACUUGCACUCGCUUCUUCGGGAAUCGCAGCAACUUUGCUUGAAGGUGGUCGAACAGCCCUUGCAGCACUUAAAUUGCCAUUAAAUAUGCAAAGCGAUGAAACUCCAACCUGCAACAUUUCAAAGAACUCUGCAAUGGCAAAGGUUUUGCAGCAAUAUAGAUUGAUUGUUUGGGAUGAAUAUAAGUUGACCGGCAUUAACUUUCCUAAAAGUUUGUUAACGCAAUCAAAAGAUGAACUUAUUCACAACGUGUUUCUAGAUGCUUCUCAAAUGUACAGAUACCAUGAUUUUUUGAGCGAACGGGCUAUAUUGGCUGCAAAAAACAUUGAUGUAAAUGAAUUGAAUUUCAAAAUUCAAGAACAAAUUACAGGCGAACCCAGGAUAUAUAAAUCAGUUGAUUCGGCUACUAACCAAGAUGAUGUAGUCAAUCAUCCACGGGAGUUUUUAAACUCGUUGGAUUUGCCACCUCACAAUCUUCAAUUAAAGGUUGGAUCAAUAGUUAUAGUGUUGCGAAAUAUCAACAAACCGCGUCUUUGCAACAGUAUACGGUUACCGAUAAAAAAAUUAGUAAACAAUCUGAUAGAAGCAACUUUACUCAAAGGAAAGCAUAAAGAAGAAGAUUUUCUUAUACAGCGUAUCCCAAUGAUACCGAGUGAUGUGUCAUUUGAGUUUAAACGAUUACAGUUUCCAGUGAGGCUUGCUUGUGCUCUGACCAUAAACAAGUCCCAGGGACAAUCAUUAAGUGUUUGUGGUUCAAUCUAA